Dryobates pubescens (Downy woodpecker) is the source of this 694-nucleotide messenger RNA. Its product is annotated as adenosine receptor A1-like. Gene Ontology annotation, biological process: G protein-coupled adenosine receptor signaling pathway. Gene Ontology annotation, cellular component: synapse; membrane; dendrite. The transcript has 2 exons. NCBI's taxonomy places the organism in Eukaryota, Metazoa, Chordata, Aves, Piciformes, Picidae. Gene Ontology annotation, molecular function: G protein-coupled adenosine receptor activity. The record is from RefSeq and is a predicted model, not a curated record. The coding region runs from base 1 to 660 and encodes 219 amino acids.
AUGGAGCUCCACUGGGAGUGUGCAGAAGAGUACAAGACGGUGGUGACGCCGCGGCGGGCGGCGGUGGCCAUCGGCGGCUGCUGGCUGGUGUCGCUGCUGGUGGGGCUGACCCCCAUGUUCGGCUGGAACAACCUGAGCGAGGUGCGGCGGACUCAGGAGCCCAACGGCAGCCAGGCUCCCUUCGUCAUCAAGUGCCGCUUCGAGACGGUGAUCAGCAUGGAGUACAUGGUCUACUUCAACUUCUUCGUCUGGGUGCUGCCGCCGCUGCUGCUCAUGCUGCUCAUCUACCUGGAGGUCUUCAACCUCAUCCGCAAGCAGCUCAGCAAGAAGGUCUCCUCCGGCGCCGGCGACCCCCAGAAGUACUACGGCAAGGAGCUGAAGAUCGCCAAGUCCCUGGCGCUGGUCCUCUUCCUCUUCGCCCUCAGCUGGCUGCCCCUGCACGUCCUCAACUGCAUCACCCUGUUCUGCCCCUCCUGCCAGACCCCCCACAUCCUCACCUCCAUCGCCAUCUUCCUCACCCACGGCAACUCGGCCAUGAACCCCAUCGUCUACGCCUUCAGGAUCAAGAAGUUCCGGACAGCCUUCCUGCACAUCUGGAACCGAUACUUCUGCUGCAAGAGCAACAAGAGCGGCAGCCCCGAGGCCCAGCAGGGCGACUAGGAGCUGCCGGGGGGCAGAGAGAGGGCACCGAGGA